Molecule: messenger RNA, 4776 nt
Organism: Dunckerocampus dactyliophorus (ringed pipefish)
Lineage: Eukaryota; Metazoa; Chordata; Actinopteri; Syngnathiformes; Syngnathidae
Product: zinc finger protein 271-like
Exons: 9
Coding region: 1593-4571 (992 amino acids)
Biological process (GO): central nervous system development; regulation of transcription by RNA polymerase II
Cellular component (GO): nucleus
Molecular function (GO): RNA polymerase II cis-regulatory region sequence-specific DNA binding; DNA-binding transcription factor activity, RNA polymerase II-specific
Source: RefSeq, a predicted model, not a curated record
UUGUGAUGAAAGUUUUAAAAUAAUGAGCAGAUCUGCCGAAGCUCCAGGACACACACAGUUUUUUUUCCUACACGUAUUCUCAAUCCAAGAAGAGAGUGGAGAAAUGCACAUGUGAUCGUAAAUGAAAUACACGCCUUUAGCGUUUAUGAAUAUGUUCAUAUUUCCUAGUAUUUUUGUUCAAGAAGAUAUUUAUGAGUGACCACGAGACAACCAGAAAACGUGUCUCCAGUAGACGGCAGUAAUGUGACGCCAUGGAUGUCAUCUGGCAUAAACGUCGUGAACAAAUAAACCCGGAAGUCAUCAACACGUUGCGUAUGAGAGGACCAGCGGGUUGCCAUCAGACAUCCUCAAAGUCGUCGUUGUGAAAGAGGAGCCUGAGGACGAGCCAGCUACCCCUCCUCCCCCACGCGAAAAGGGAAGCGGAGGAUCCACACGGGAGAAAAACCUUUCAGCUGCUCAGUAUGCAGUAAAACGUUCAGCCAGAGUGCAAAUGUAGUUGUUCACACUCACAUUCACACUGGAGAGAAACCCUUUUCCUGCUUGCUUUGUGGCGUGCGGUUCUCUCCAAAGGGACAUUUGGUGAUACACACGAGGAGACACACUGGUGCCACACAAGCUUUAGUCACCGCUCACGGUUGCUUCAACACAAAAGAGCGCACACUGGAGAAAAACCUUUUUGUUGCUCGAUCUUCAACACAAGCUUCCAUCGGCUCUUGCCGCUGGUGGAGCACAUGAGAACUCACACUGGAGAAAAACCUUGCUCAUGCUCUGUGCUGAGAGGUUCUCCCAAAGGCGUAAUUUGAUGUCACAUUUUAGAAUGCACUCGGGAGAAAAACCUUUUCUGUGCUCUUUUUGUGCUGAAAGAUUUGCUGGAAAGGGCAAUUUGAUGUCCCGCAUAAGAACUCACACUAGCGAGAAACCCAAAGUGGACAAAAAAAAGAAACCCUUGAUUUGUGCAAAAGGUUUCUCUGAGAAAGGACACAUGAUGUCACACAUGAGGACACAUUCAGGACAAAAGCCCUUUCCCUGUUUGUUUUGUGCUAAAACAUUCACGACCGAGCGAUCUUGGGUGUUACACGUGAGAGGACACACUGGUGACAAAGUGUGUGUGACGAAUCCGGGCAAACAACAUGACAACCUUUAACCUCCAGCGUCUGUUGUGCAUAUAGUAUCCUGGUUUAUGUGUCUCAACCGUCCCUCUGUGUGUCCAAUGUCAAAUAAAAGUGCUUAACCUGAUGAGUGAACUUUAAAUGUAUUAUUGUUGGCAAUGUAAAACUUUGUAAUCUAACAAACCUCCACACAGGAAACAAAGACUCCAUGUAAUUAAAACAACAACUACAGUGGAAGCAUUUCCUGUGAUUUUGUUUCAACAUAAGCUCAGCUGCUUUCACUGUUUGAUCAUUUCGGUAGUUAGAAUAGAGUUGCCAGCUUUCGUCAUUCUCACUUUUGACAAUACCAAGACGUUAUUUUCACAAAAAUGAUAUCCAAGAGCCGUUGGGUUUCCGCACUCGUUUUAUUUUGAAAGGCAGAUCUAGGAACAUUUAUUUCCUGUAAAGGUCGCGUCAAUCUGCCAAAUCGGCAGCACGAGCACAAUGGAAAUGGAACAACGCCGACAUCUAUUUCAUAAUUCUGAACACAAGUCGACAACUGAAGUUUUACCUGCAGAUGUAAGGAAGGUGAUUGUUGGUGAAGACCAGCAGCAGGAGUGGAGUUCCAGGGUGGAGCAGGAGGAGCCACAGCCCGCCCACAUGAAAGAGGAAGGCGCUGAUGCCAGCAAGUUCCGUGUGAAGAGUGAAGAAGAUGACGAGGAGCGAAGCGAGUGGUCACAGCUUCAUCCCAGCGAAGAAAGCAGAGAGGAGGGGACGCUGAGACGCCGCAGUGGUGGAGCGUUUGAGGACGCUCUUGUGGGAGCAAAACCUUUUUCCUGCUUGCUUUGUGGCAAAAGCUUCUCUCGCAAAGGACACCUGAUAACACACACUAGAACUCACUCUGGAGAGAAAACGUUUACCUGCGCAGUCUGCGGCAGAAACUUCUCCGAUAAAAGCAACAUGAUGACACACACCAGGACGCACUCUGAGGAAAAACCUUUCACUUGCUCCGUUUGCGGCAAAGGAUUCUCGGUCAAGAGAUACUUGGUGUCCCACAUGAGGACGCACACGGGAGAAAAACCUUAUUCCUGCUCGGUGUGCAACGCAGAUUUUAGCUACCGCAUGUCGUUGGUGCUGCACAUGAGAACGCACACCGGAGAGAAACCUUUCUCUUGCUCGGUUUGCGGUAAGAGUUUCUGUCAGAAGGGACAGCUGAGAGCGCACAUGAGGACGCACACGGGAGAAAAACCCUUUUCCUGCUCACUCUGCGGUGAGCUGUUCUCUCAGAAAGGGCACAUGAUGUCCCAUGCCAGGACGCACUCGGGAGAAAAACCCUUUUCGUGCUCAUUUUGUGGGAAGGCUUUCUCGGAUAAGAGAAACAUGACGUUACACAUGAGAAGACACGCCGAUGAGAAGUUGCAGCUGAAAGGCGUCUCUCCGGUGUGCGUCCUCAUGUGUAUCAUCAUGUUUCUCUUUGUGGCAAACAACUUCCCGCACAGCGAGCAGGAGAACGGUUUUUCCCCGGUGUGCGUCCGCAUGUGUGAGAUCAUGUGUCCACGCUCAGAGAAAGUCUUCCCACAGAACGUGCAGGAAAAGGGUUUUUCUCCCAAACUCUUACCGCAAACCGAGCAAGAGAAAGGUUUCUCUCCGGUGUGCGUUCUCAUGUGCAGCACCAACGACAUGCGAUUGCUCCUGCUGGAGAAGUCCUUGCCACACACACAGCAGAUGAUCUUUUCUCCAGUGUGCGUCCUCACAGCAGCGAAACUGCUUUUUGUCCACUUUGGAGUCGUCCGUGUCUGUGUCGGUGUCAUCGGAUUCCGAGAGUGGGCUCAAACGGCGGUCCGGUUUCGCUCCUCCGCGGUGGUGAGACGACUGAGCUUGCUCUUCGUCACCUUCACUCUUCACACGAAGCUUGGCGACGUCAGCCUCCUCCUCUUCCUCUUUAAUGCGGGGGGACUGUGGCUCCUCCUGCGCCACCCUGGAGCUCCACUCCUGCUGCUGGUCUUCACCAACGAUGACUUUAAACACAUCGGACGUACGGAUGUUAAAAAAGAGAACGCGACGAAGCUGAACUGCAGAAAAAGGGAGCAUCUGGUUAAAAAAAGAGAGAUGGACCAAGACCUUCAGUCCGUUCCAAACCCCGAACCGAAGUCGAAACGUGAAGUGUUGCCAUCAGACGUCCUCAAGGUGGUGGUGGUGAAAGAGGAGCAGCAGGAGGAGCCAGAGCCCCCCCACAUGAAGGAUGAAGCGGACGAGGCCGACAUCGGCAAGUUCCAUGUGAAGAAUGAAGAAGACGAUUACGAGGAAGCCGAGUGGUCACGGCUUCAUCGCGGCGAGGAGAAGACGCGUCGUCAAGAGGAUGACAGCAUCUUAGGUGCGCUGUCAGACUGUGAAGACACGACAUCACAGUCUAACGACACUGAUGACAGUGACCGCACGGAAGGACAGCUGAAGACGAACGAACACGCGAAAGGCCACUUGGAAUGUUCUCAGUGUGGCAAAAGGUUUGACCAUGAGAAAAAUCUGACAAGACACAUGAGGAUCCACGCAGCAGACCAAACUCUGACUUGCUCGUUCUGCAGCAGGACAUUCAAGCAGCGCUCGGAUUUAAUCGUUCAUUGCCGUAUUCACACCGGAGAGAAACCUUUUACUUGCUCAGUUUGUGGCGGAAGUUUCUCCCAAAAGGGCAGUUUGGUGAGACACACGAGGAGUCACACGGGAGAGAAACCCUUUUCCUGCUCACAGUGCGAGGCCAGCUUCCGACGGCGGUCGGCUUUGGUCAAACACGUGAGGACCCAUACAGGAGAGAAACCUUUCCCCUGUUCGGUGUGCGCCAAGAGGUUCUCCGAUAAGAAAAACAUGACAAUACACAUGAGGACGCACACCGGCGAGAAACCGUUUUGUUGCUCGAUUUGCGGCGAAAGAUUCUCCGAUAAGAAAAAUAUGAUGAUACACAUGAGAACCCACAGCGGCGAGAAGCCUUUCUGCUGCACAAUUUGUGGCGAGCGCUUCUCUCAGAGGUGCAGUUUGAUGAGACACACGAGGACUCACACGGGAGAGAAACCCUUCACCUGCUCAGUCUGCACUAAAAGCUUCUCGGUGAAGAAAAACAUGAUGACACACAUGAGGACACACUCUGGAGAGAAACCCUAUUCGUGUCCAAUUUGCGCCAAAUGUUUCUCCAUUAAGAAAAACAUGAUGACGCACAUGAGAACGCACACUGGGGAGAAACCCUUUUCAUGCAUGGUGUGUCCAAAAAGGUUCUCCGACAAGAAGAACAUGAUGAUACACAUGAGAACCCACACGGGAGAGAAGCCUUUCCCUUGUCCGGUGUGUGCUAAAAGUUUCUCUGUGAAGAAGAACAUGAUGAGACACAUGAGAACGCACACUGGUGAGAAACCCUUCUCUUGCUCAGUGUGCAAUGAAAGCUUCUCUCAAAAGGGGAGCAUGAUGAGACACACAAGGACACAUUUUCCUCAUUGAUGUUUUUGCCGAUGGGAGGUGUGGGAUGAAUGAGGUCCACGUGGACAUCAUGCUGACAUGUUAUCAUUAGAUGGACAUGAGACGACAUGAUACUCUGUUUUUCACCUUUUCAUUUACUGACAUGUUUGAUGUAUCCUGUCACUUGUCACAUCUAAUAAACUAUCAUCUUUACUGGAGGAAUGCAUAAACAAAGAAUACGGUCGGA